This is a messenger RNA of Raphanus sativus (radish), 750 nucleotides long. RefSeq lists its product as uncharacterized. Lineage: Eukaryota; Viridiplantae; Streptophyta; Magnoliopsida; Brassicales; Brassicaceae. The record is from RefSeq and is a predicted model, not a curated record. Bases 62 to 613 code for a protein of 183 amino acids. The transcript has a single exon.
GAGUGAAAUAAAUAUAGCUAUUGUCCAAACGAAAACGGCAUGAGAGACAAAAAAAACAAAGAUGAUGAAACCCACAACGAAAUCAAUCGAGAGAGUUGGUCGUUUCUUAAGGAAGAGCCUUGGGAGCAUCAAGUCCACUAUCUGCUUUGGCAAAUACCAAAACUUACCUAACAACAACACUCCACUCUUGAGCCCCUUCUCGUGCAGUCUUCACCGUAGCUGUCCACAAGAUUCCCAAACUGAAGAAACCUACAGCGUUAUCUCCUGCGAGAGCGCGGCUGUUGCAGAAACCAGAGAUGAGAGUCUCAUCAACAAGGUCCAACAUAAAAAGAAACCGAAGAAGAAGAAGGUUGCAGAGCCAUUGGAGGAGGCUAAGAGGAGAGGUGACAUGAUGGCGCAAAAGAUGAAAGAUUUCAACAUGGUGGAUCUUAGAGACGUGGAGCAUGCUUCGGAUGUACAGGAAGCGCUUAGAUGCUACUCAAGCAUUAGAAGCCCUGUGUACCUGGACAUUGUUGACAAUUUCUUCACUGACAUGUACUACGAGUUCUCUGAUCCACUCACAAAUUCUAGUAUCAAGGGUUCAAGGAGAAAAGCAGGCUCUUUCAGGCUCUAAGACCCCUCUGGAUCAGCUUUCUGUCAGGGCAGGGUGAAAGCAAUUUCUUUUAUAGUAUGCAGUUCUUAUCAAUUAAGCAGCUUUAAUACUUACAACUUCGCUAAGAAAGAAACGUGUCACCCUCAGUUACUACCUCA